Harpegnathos saltator (Jerdon's jumping ant) is the source of this 4945-nucleotide messenger RNA. RefSeq names its product protein KBP homolog. The record is from RefSeq and is a predicted model, not a curated record. The coding region runs from base 3536 to 4579 and encodes 347 amino acids. The transcript has 3 exons. NCBI's taxonomy places the organism in Eukaryota, Metazoa, Arthropoda, Insecta, Hymenoptera, Formicidae. Gene Ontology annotation, biological process: microtubule cytoskeleton organization; neuron projection maintenance; central nervous system projection neuron axonogenesis.
AAAAGCAGAAACGAGCAUAGGUGUACGUCUGUCGAAUCUGUCGUAAAUGGAAAAGAGAAAUACAUUUGAAAUGAGCAUGUUGCAUAUUAGCUGGAAAAUAAUAUUUUGACGUUGACAAGAUUUAACAUCCAUUGUGGCAGCAGAACCAGUUGAGAGCGUCGACAAUACCGGGGGAUUCCUGCUUGAACAUUGAACAAGAGAUGAUGGGAGUGUUAAGAGCAUAAUUGAGUAAAGUAAUGAUGACUAUCGAAACAGCUUUAGUGGAUGAAACUGGACUUUUGAUUGAUCAGUGAAAUUUUUAUCAAAGCUGUACGGGUUGUUACAUGCUGUGUUCAACUUUUGUGAAAACAAAGUUAAUAUUGUGUCAAUUGCUUAUCGGUUGACUUUCGGUAUGAAAAAUAUUGAGAAAGAAUUAAGAAGGAAUAUUUAAUUAUUGUAACUACUACCGUUUCCAGAUUUUUCGAAUGCCCCUUGAAGGAUAUUCAAUUUGUUCUCCUGAGGAGAAUAAUUCAUUAUUUUACCCAUAGGUGGCUCCGCGAUAAUGAGAUAAGUUUCCGCCAGAAUAAUUGACCCAAGCACCUUGUCUAUGGAUAGCUGUAUUAUUUACAUUUAGAUCUAAGCGAGACCUAAAAGUAUGUACGAAUCAGACUCACUGACCGCGGUAAUCACUCGCUACACGUUAAAUCUGCCCACUUUGAUCACUGAUACAUUGUGCUUCUAUGAGAAAUUCUUAUCAAUAAUAACAGGGCGCCUCUUUGCAAAGAUGUCUUCUAACGAAAGCACGAGCAAAGGGGAAUACGAAUCCAAUGAAACUGCAUCCAUUGCGACAGCGGAGUCAGUCGUGAACACCGGUAACAGCGAAGACUUUCCAAUAAACGUCAGGGAAGAGUUCGCUAAAAUUUUUAAAUCAUGUUAUCACAUUAGGAUCGCUGCGAAAACAAAUAAGCGUAAUAAACAGCACGGUAAAGUGAUCAAAGACAUUUUAUCGAGGAUGUACAUAUUGUACAAUGGCAUAAUCGAAAGAAUCGCGAAAGAUGCAAAAACAGAUGAGAUUGCGACUCUUGCGCAAGCUUAUCUAUAUCUGUUUGAUAUACGUAUUGCUGAAACGGAUAAUAAGGAAAUAACGUUUGCCGAAGAUGCUAUUACGAAAUGUAUAGAGUUGUUGAAAGGAAGAGAGCCCGAUCAAAAAUUUAUUUUAAUAGCACUAAGCGUAUUCGUCCUUGGGCACUUUGUAUCAUAAGCAAAACAAUGAGGAAUUAUCUCUAUUAGCUUUCAAUGAAGCGUUCCAAUUCUACUUGGCCUACACUGACGAAGGAGAAACGUAUCCUGCACCUUUCUACAUCGCGCCGCAUUUUGGCCUCAAAUGUUUAGACCCGAUAGAUUUACUGGAAAAAAGAGGUGCAUUAGUUAUGGAUGCUUUGUUGAAGGGGCAUGCAAAUUUAGGUACGCAUGUAGCAACGAAUCGGGUGUACACUGAUAAAAUUGCAAGGUGUCAGCAUAAGUUAUUGAGUAAAAGAUUUGAUAGUCUAUCGCCAACUGCAGAUUGUGCAACGUGGACUCUGAUGGUAGAGUCUUUAUCCGAAUACUUCAUAAUGCACAAUCGUUUUACUGAGGCUAGAGGUCAUCUUGCUGCUGUCAGCUGCGUCAUUUAUGAUGAAGAAAUUUUAUGAGAAUCAAUACGUAACAACGGACGAACGAAAGAAUCCUAGUGAGAAGAGAUCGAUAGAUUAGCAGUAUCAACAAGCAUCUGCUGAUAUUGCUAAAUAUUGGACAAAAUAUGGAAUACAACUUUUAUGUUCAUCACAAGAAAGAAUUUUGCAUGGUACAGCGAAGGAACUUUGCGAGGUGUGUAAUUCAACAUCGUUAUUUCCAGCAAAAUUCAAGGAAUCCAAGGAAUCCAAGGAAUCUAAUAAAUUGUUAAUAUUUGAUAACGUAAGGGAAAAUCUGAAAAAAUUCACUGCCACGAUCACAGAUAGCUACUUAUUGAGUUAUACUGACGCUAAUAUACUUUUCGAGACUGUUAUGAAGUAUCUUGAUGAGGAAAUAACAUACUAUACUUUUGAGAAAUCUCCAAUAACGUAUUUGUCGAUUAUAUUAAAUUUUUCGCGUGCUAUGUAAGCGGAACUAAUAAAUUGGAAUUGUAUAAACAACGUUUAUACAAUUCCAUCUGUAAACAACGUUUACAGAUUUUAUUAACUACUUUAGAAAAUACAUCCUAAUGGUGAUUUUAAUAUCUGGCCGGUGGUUAUUGAAACACUCAUUUGUACUAAUGAUGUGUUCGAUGUAAUGUACGAAUCUUCACGAUUGCAAUUUGAUCCACCGAAGGAAUCGGGACAGUCGACUGAUGAACCAGCCGAUGAAUCAAACAGUGAAAUGCCAACUAUACUGUCCGAAGUGUUAAAGAGUAUCAUAAUAUUAAGGAGUAAUUUAUAUGCUUCCAAAUAGACACCUUACCGACACAUGUGAACGUCUCGGAUAACAUAAACUACGAUAUACGACGUUAUUAUUAUACAACAAGAUAUAUCGGUUAUCGUUGAUUCCAGUUAUUAUUGCACCUCUCUGUGUUUGAUCCUUCAACAAUAUUUAAUUUCUAUCGAUAUUUGAUCUGAGAGAAAAAAAGAUAUCCGUCUCUGUAUAAGUGAUCUCGGCGAGGCAAGAGGAAUGCUUGUUUCAGCCGGAAUAAGUGAUCAAGAUACUUUGAUACACAUGCGAGUACAUAUUUGUAUGUUUACAUAUGCGCUUGCUUUAUAGCUAAACAAGAUCUGAAGGUGUACACUGAUCCUAUAUUCACUAACGGCCAAGUGGUAUUACUUGACGCCAGUUCUCUUGAACGUGAUCAAUAAGACGCUCGUGCUCGCACGAGGAGUCCUCGUUGAUGUCAUCGAUCGAUCAACGCUUCUCUUUCUAAACAUGUCCACUAACGAAAGCACGAAUGAGCGAGGAUGUGAAUCUAUCGAAUCUGCAUCCAUUCCGGCAGCGGUAUUGCCGGUUGAUAUUGCCGAAGAUACCGAGAAUACCGAUACCGAGGACGAGCGCGCUGGACGAUAAACGUUAGUGAAGAAUAUGUUGAAAUUUAUAAAUCGUUGCGCACGGUUAUGGCGGACGUAAAAGAGGCUUGCUUUUCCAAGAAACAGAAUAAAAUGAUCAAAGGGAUAAAAUCGAAGAUGGACAAAUUUUACCGUGACAUAAUCACAUCGGAAGAGUUAAACGUCGAUAAUAUUGUACUUCUCGCAUAUGCCUACUUACUGCUGCACCGUAUAUAUGCUGACAGCGAAGAUGACACAAAAUUAGAUACUGCUCGAUUCCACAUUAGCAGAUGUACGGAGCUUUUUAAAGGAAAGGAGACAGAUCGUAAAGCUAUUUUGUUAGCUGUUUAGGUUGUUUUUACAGCAAGCUGCAUAAGCGUGAAGCGUCUCUGGUAGCUUUUGAGAAAGUACUACAGCUAUAUCUGACAUAUGUCACGGAUAAAGAUGAGUAUCUGGCUCCUAUUGAUAUUGUAUCCUCUGUCACCCUUGACUCGUCAGAUCCUGAAUUUAUGCUAGAGGUGCUCUGUACAAAAGUUUUCCGAGACUUAUUAGCGGAGCGUAAAAGUGAAAAGACAGAUAGAGUAUCUAACUGGAUAAUCAUCGAUAAAAUAGCCGUGUGUAAACAUAAGUUACUGAGGAGGUUGUUGAAUAGGACAUUGUCAGAUACAGACGAUACUGGGUGGACUACGCAUUUGAUAUCUUUAGCCCAAAUUUUCAUAAGUUACGAACGUUUUCCCGAAGCUAAGAAACAUCUUGCUGCGGCUUCCUUUAUAAUGGACAAGCACUGUCAGAAAAUAUAUGUGAAAAUGGACGAACGAGAAAACUCGAUCGAAGAGAUUUUGUCAGAUAAGAUUUUGUCAGAUAUGUAUCGAGAAACUACGAGUGUUAUUGAUUGGACUUGGGCGAGAUACGGCCUCAAGCUGUUGCAGUCAUCGCGGGAACGAUUAUUGCACGCUGUAGAAAAUGAACCUCGCGCGACAUGCAAGUCCCAACUAUUAUCUGCGCAAGAGUCCGAAAAGCAGUCUGAUCAGUCGUUAGUAUUCACUGACACGAUACAAGAUCUCGAAGGAUUCACUGCUGAGAUCACGGAUAAGCACCUUUCGAGUUAUGAUGAUACCAAAGCAGUUUUUACGGCUGUUUUGGCGCGUAUUCGUACAGCACAAGAGUACAUUACACUAACUAAACCCCUAAUAAUCUAUACCAGUGAAGAUCCUUGUAUGUCAAUGUAUGUGACGAUGAUGCGAGGCAAUGCCAACGCGUACAAAUAUCUUGCAGGCUAUGAACAUGAUAGAACUAAGCGAGAGAAAUUGCAUAAAUUGCAACUACAGAGUUUACAACAUAUUUUAGAUAAAUUGAGCACACAUUCCUCGAUAGAUCUCAUAAAGCCGAUUUGGAUGGAAGUAGCAAUUACUCACUCCAAUAUAUUGGAUAUAGUCACUGAAAGAUAUCGGUAUGGUAAUGAUUUCUUGUGUAAAGAAAUGUUCGAUGAAAUAAACAAAUUGGUAAAUAAUAUCAUAAGUAAUUGGCGAUCAUAUAUGCAUGGUUCUUCAUAAAUCAACAGAUAUUAUAUCAGCAGAUUGUAAUAGAUUGUAUGUUACUACGGCUGAGCGAUCUUGACAACAAAUUAUGUUCUUUCCCGGUAAACAUAAUAGUAUCAUCGAUGUUGCAAUGUCAGCUAAAUCAUAUGGUAUGUUACGUGACUGUUACUUUGUUAUAUAACAAAGCAACUUGUUGCGUAACCAUACCAUAUAAUUUAGCUGACAUUGCAAUAUCGAUGAUACUUUGUGUUACACAUGGCGCAAACACGCGUACAAAAUACCUGCCAUUUAUGCUGAAACAAGAAAAUACCUAGUCUUCAAUUAUCAUGUUCAUUCGUGAUGAGAGUUACUCCUAAGAAAGGGUGAAAUUCGCAUACAAAA